This is a messenger RNA of Adelges cooleyi (spruce gall adelgid), 1169 nucleotides long. It is a transcript of the gene Nubp2, whose product is annotated as cytosolic Fe-S cluster assembly factor NUBP2 homolog. Gene Ontology annotation, molecular function: ATP-dependent FeS chaperone activity; 4 iron, 4 sulfur cluster binding; ATP binding. Gene Ontology annotation, cellular component: cytosol. The record is from RefSeq and is a predicted model, not a curated record. The transcript is spliced from 5 exons. Gene Ontology annotation, biological process: iron-sulfur cluster assembly. The coding region runs from base 127 to 897 and encodes 256 amino acids. Lineage: Eukaryota; Metazoa; Arthropoda; Insecta; Hemiptera; Adelgidae.
CAACUGAUAAGUCGUCGUUACUUCAUGCCUGUUGAAUAUUGGUCUUGCAUAACUUUUCUAUAAUAAUUAUAUUGUUAUUUUACUUGUGUUAUUUGAAAUUUGUUUUUAUUAAAUUCAUCUCGAAACAUGUUGACUGGCGUAAAACAUGUUGUAUUAGUGAUGUCUGGUAAAGGCGGAGUUGGGAAGUCUACCAUAAGCACCCAAUUAGCCCUAGGAUUAGUCGCCAAAGGACUUCGAGUCGGUAUUUUAGACGUAGAUUUAUGUGGACCUUCAAUACCAUAUUUAUUAAAAUUAGAAAAUCAAGAGGUACAUCAAUGUGAAGCUGGAUGGGUGCCCGUGUAUACGGAUGAUUCUAAAAAUUUAGGCGUACUGUCUAUUGGAUUUCUUACAAAAUCCAGAAAUGACAGUAUCGUUUGGCGAGGACCAAAAAAAACUGCGUUCAUAAAACAAUUAUUAUCAGAUGUUUUUUGGGAAGACGUCGAUUAUCUGAUUAUUGAUACGCCACCAGGAACGUCGGACGAACACAUCACUGUCAUGGAAAAUUUGAAAGAAGUGCCGUGCGACGGAGCAAUCUUAGUAACAACUCCUCAACAAAUGUCUUUAAACGAUGUCCGGAAAGAAUUAACGUUUUGCAAAAAAACCGGCAUUCCGAUCAUUGGAGUGAUAGAGAAUAUGAGUGGUUAUGUGUGUCCUAACUGUUCAGAGUGUACAAAUUUGUUUUCAUCAAACGGCGGAAAAUCAUUGGCCGAAUAUUAUCAAGUGCCAUUUUUAGGAACCGUGCCGAUAGAUCCUAGAGUGUCUGCAGAAACAUCAAAAUAUGUUGGCUCGAUAUAUCCAGAAUCACCGGUGUCAAUAUCGUUCGAUUCAAUUGUUAGCCGUGUAAUGAAUCCUAAUUGAUCGACCUAAAAACAUUUACUCACAUAAUAUUAUAUUGUUAUCGUUUUAUUAUUAUUAUUUAAUUUAACUUUUUAAUAAUACAACUAUUUACAUAAGGUAUUGUUUUUUGUUACUCUUCUAAAGACUUCUUUUUCUCCGACUCUUUUUGAUAUUCUCUCGAAUCUUCAAUUAGUUCGGUCAACGGUUCUACGUUUCCUAGGGGUGACUUGCUCAUAAACAAUAUUGGAAGUUUGGCAAGUUUUGGAUUACCAUCCUUUUCCAAGAACCGUAUC